AUGUCUACUCGAAGCGAGGUAGUCUGGUCGGAAUGGGAGGAGAAGAACCUUCUCUCCUGGCUGGACGCCCAUCGGGCGCUGUCGUGGAAAGCCCGCUCCGACGCGUAUUAUGAACAAUAUCAGGUGGACCGAAGCGUUGAGUCUCUACGAGGGAAAAUGUACCAUAUUUUGCGCAAGCAACUUCGCACUGGUGCCAGGUCGCCUAAGCUUUCAGGCAAUCGAAACCGAGCAGGAACUGUUCGUCGCUCGGUCGGCCGUAAGGCUUCAUUGGCAACUCUCCCAAAUAAAAGGCCUGCGCAAAGCAACAUUAAAAAAUGGUUUCAAACAAUCUUAACGGCCGAGCCUAGCCAUAUCGACAGCAUUGAAUCAACCAAGACGAAAGGUUGGAGACGAGGCCGCGCGAUGUCAUUACUCCGUCAGUCACGGCGUGAAGAAACACGAUCGUCAUCGCAGAUUUGGGACUACGUACAUCGUGUCUCUGCAGCCAGGAAGCUGAGAUACCGAUGCGCGGAACGUCCAUGCUACCAGCAGUUCGCUGGCAUGCGCGCUACAUUAUGA
Molecule: messenger RNA, 558 nt
Organism: Penicillium arizonense
Lineage: Eukaryota; Fungi; Ascomycota; Eurotiomycetes; Eurotiales; Aspergillaceae
Exons: 2
Coding region: 1-558 (185 amino acids)
Source: RefSeq, a predicted model, not a curated record